AUGAAUCGGAAUAGAAAUAAUAAUCAAAACCCGCUUUUCAAUGUAAGAGAGAGGCUGUUUCAUGCAUUAUUUUUCAAGUUUGCUGUUGCAUAUGCAAGAACUUUUCCAAGGCCCGUACGAAGGUUUUUUGAAUUCCUGGUGCUAUUGAAAGCACUUGUUGCUUUCUUUGUUCUUGCUUACAUUCAUAUAGCAUUUUCAAGAACACCAACAACAUGUCUCAAUCAUGUAAAGGACUCUUGGCCUAGGGAUGGCAUACUCCGAGUGGAAAUAUUAAGAAAUCCAUCACAAGAUUACACUAUUGAACAGAGCUAUGCAAAGGAAAAAAAAUUGAAAAAAGAUAAGGAAGAAUUUAAUUCAAUGAUGGGGAUGUUGGCUACCGAAGGGUUCAUUAAUAUAGAGUCAUCAUCUAGCAAUAACAUACAGGAUGAAUAUUUAAGUGAUGGCCAUGAUUAUGGAAAUCUCUCAUAUUAUGAAGAACCAACUGAAGAUACAGCAGAUGACAAAGUAAUUGAAACAGUCUACUUAUUGAAGAGCAAGGAUGAUGCAGCAUCUCAUGACCAUGAACCUGACCUAAAUACUACAAUCUACCCUGGGGUAGAUGCAGAACCAUCUACAUCCAUAUGGGAGGGUAUUAUGAGCCUUGUAGAGGAUAUAGACGGAGAUUCAAAAUUGCUUGAUGAGUCCCUUGAUGAGGCAGCUACUAAUGAUUCCUCAAAAGAUGAAGAUUACAUACUCGAGUAUUCACUUGAGUAUGGAUUUUUACGACUGUCACCAAGUGCUCGUUUACGCCUCAAGAUUCCUGUUAAAAUCGUAACUUUGGACCCUCAGAAGGAUGAAUGCUUUGGAGAUACGUUUUCUCGUUUUGUUCUUGAUGAAUUUCUUGGCUACGACGAUCUGCUUAUGGCCUCUAUAAAGACCUUGGCCGAGCAAGAGGAUAAUAAAGGUUAUUUGAGGAACGUAAUCACUGGUGAGCAUUACCGUUUUGUCUCCAUGUUAACGGCGCGCAGUUCUUACAUAGCGGCGUUCUUCAUAAUGCUCGUUUUUACUGUUUCCAUUUCGAUGCUGCUUCGAUAUGCACACCAUCAGAUCUUCGUGUUUAUAGUGGAUUUACUACAAAUGCUCGAGUUCAACGUAACGGUGUCAUUUCCUGCUGCGCCACUGCUCACCGUUAUACUAGCUUUGGUCGGUAUGGAGGCGAUCAUGUCAGAGUUCUUCAACGACACCACCACCGCCUUCUACAUCAUCCUGAUCGUGUGGAUUGCCGAUCAGUAUGAUGCGAUCUGCUGCCAUACAGCCAUCGCCAAACGACAUUGGUUGAGAUUCUUCUACCUGUACCACUUCUCCUUCUACGCAUACCAUUACCGCUUUAACGGACAGUACAGUAGCUUGGCACUCGUAACAUCGUGGCUCUUUAUACAACAUUCUAUGUUGUACUUCUUCCAUCACUACGAAUUGCCUGUAAUACUACAGCAGGCGCAAUUGCAACAACUACUCUUGCGUACUCAUCACGGUAUGGGCGGUAUGAUGGGGUUAGCGGGCAUCGCAGCAUUAGCAAGUGGUGCUGCUUACCACGAUGCACCCGGGACAGCUACACAGGCCACUCCACCCACAACGCAAUCGACAACUCAAACAAUUCAAAAUACUGUUCAAUCUACCACUCAAACAUCACCGUCGGUUUCAACGGCACAAACUAAUACUAUAAACACAGACGAAGUUAUAUCUUCCAGCACGACUUCUACGGAAACUACCGCGAGUGGUACUAAUACAACUUCAACUAAUGAAAACUUGGAACGGGAUUUACCAUCCACUAAUCACAAUGAUGAACUUAGGAAUUCCGAAAAAAGCAACUCUGUAAAUCCGAGUGGCGAAAGUGGAAUUAAGAUCGAGGAAAUCACUAGAAAAAAAUCUGAUAGUGAUAUAGAACUCAUAAAAGGCAGCAACUCGGCUACAAACGAUCUUGAAAACACUAUGGAACUCUUUUCUGACGGAGCUAAUGAUCAAAAAAUUAGCGUCAGCGUGGCUAAAGUUGACACUUCAACUUUAGAUCGUAGACGAAAGCAAAACAUUAAUUUAUCGGACGACGAUCCGCCCCGUUCGAACGUCGACGGAAUGCCUACGACGAAACUAGCUCCUAGAGCUUCACCCGAGGCUGACGACUUAGAUUAG
Messenger RNA from Parnassius apollo (apollo), 2166 nucleotides. The record is from the annotation of a GenBank genome assembly. NCBI's taxonomy places the organism in Eukaryota, Metazoa, Arthropoda, Insecta, Lepidoptera, Papilionidae.